GGCGUUUACCAAACCUUGGACUUGGUAAAGAUCUCCUUUGGACUUUGGUGUGCCCACUCUUUUCCCCUACAUUACCUUCUCCAAUACUAGUAGUUUCUGCACGUUUUCUUUCUCUCAACUUUGCCUGCAUAUUUUGAAGUGGGGUAUGUUUGAUUAUCAUCCAUACCCUAUUGCUCAGUUCAUGACACAAUUGUUUUAUCCGAAGCUAAAAAAGAAAGGGAAUUCCUGGUUUUCAUGGCCUCUGAAAGGGAGAUAUUCAGCCUAUCGGGUCCAUUAUUCCUCAAUGCUAUUGAUUGGAGAAAUACAGAUCAUAGGAGGUCUGUAGCAGCAAGCUUAGUUCAGAGUGUGUACAUUCUCGAACGUGACCGCCAGCAAAAUCGCCUAGGCCCUAAAGCCCUAGCUCCGCCCUGGUGGGAAUUCUUUCAUUUUCGUUUAAUCCAAGUCUUGGUGGACAAUGAAGAUCAAUCUUACUUCGGUGCCAUUUUCGAAUACAAAUAUCCAAAUUCUCAUUUCAACUACCCCUAUUACUCAGCCCACAAUCACAAUCAGAAUCAGAAUCAGUAUCAGAAUCCACCAAAAUAUGUGAUCGCCUUUCGAGGCACAAUUGCCAAAAAAGAUAGCAGAUCACAAGACUACAAGUUGGAUUUUAAAGUCAUUCGCAGUAAUCUUCACAAUAGCUCUCGCUUCCAUAUUGCACUUCAAGCUGUACAAAGCAUUGUUCAAAAUUACGGGGCCUCAGAUAUUUGGCUAGCUGGUCAUUCAUUAGGUUCUGCAAUUGCAUUAACAAUUGCAAGGGAUAUGGUAAUUAAAAUAGGCAUUCAUCUCGGAACAUAUUUGUUUAAUCCACCAUUUGCAUCUCUUCCAAUAGAGAAAAUCAAGAACGAGAAAGUGAAGCAUGGAAUCCGCUUUGCUCAUAGUGUAGUCAAAGCUGGACUUGCUGCUGCCGUCAAAAGUCAGAGGCCAGAGCCUCCACAUAAAAGUGAUGAUUUUACUAUAUUAUCUGCAUGGGUUCCUUAUUUGUUUGUAAAUCCAUCAGAUCCUAUUUGCUCAGAAUAUGUUGGAUAUUUCGAACAUCGGGAAAAGAUGGUUGCGAUUGGCGCUGGGGAAAUCGAACGAAUUGCGACGCAGAAUUCAAUAAGAAGUAUUAUUUCGACUGCUAUAGAAAAAGAGUCAGAACCGUCGCACCUACUUCCUUCGGCUUUUGUUACUGUUAAUUUGAGUCCUUCUCCAGAUUUCAAACGAGCUCAUGGAAUCCACCAAUGGUGGAAACCUGAUUUGCAGUGCAAUUACAAGCUUUACCAGUUUCGAUAAGAUUUGAUAUUAAUCGUCUGUGAAAUUUUAGAAGCUGUGGAACAAAGUGUACAAAGCUGGACAAUCUAAUUAAUUACAGGGAUCAAGAAAUAUUUUUGGUCUUAGGAUGAAUCUGAAUUUGUUUUCUUUAAUUGCAGUUAUUGUUUUCACUUCCA
This is a messenger RNA of Nicotiana attenuata, 1466 nucleotides long. Its product is annotated as GDSL esterase/lipase At4g10955-like. The record is from RefSeq and is a predicted model, not a curated record. The coding region runs from base 235 to 1311 and encodes 358 amino acids. NCBI's taxonomy places the organism in Eukaryota, Viridiplantae, Streptophyta, Magnoliopsida, Solanales, Solanaceae. The transcript has 3 exons. Gene Ontology annotation, biological process: lipid metabolic process.